This is a messenger RNA of Trichophyton rubrum CBS 118892, 5485 nucleotides long. Its product is annotated as STE/STE11/BCK1 protein kinase. The record is from RefSeq and is a predicted model, not a curated record. NCBI's taxonomy places the organism in Eukaryota, Fungi, Ascomycota, Eurotiomycetes, Onygenales, Arthrodermataceae. Gene Ontology annotation, biological process: protein phosphorylation. The transcript has 2 exons. Gene Ontology annotation, molecular function: ATP binding; protein kinase activity. The coding region runs from base 662 to 5485 and encodes 1607 amino acids.
ACGGCGGUCUAAUUCUCUUUCUGUUUCUCCCGCUUUGCGCCUGGAACCUGUUGUUUUGCUUAGUGUUCCCUUUCUCUCGUUUCACCUUGAUUGUCUGCUAGCUGAAUUAGGACCAAUAGGACCGCUCGAGGCCUUCCUGCGUGGGAUUCAUCAGCUGUGCAAAUUAGCGCCCUUGGUCCUUAGUUACAUGCUCCAGGGUAGCUGUUCUCCCUCGCAUCUCCUUAUGUUCGACGGUUAACCAGACAUUAAGACCUGUGCCUUAGAUUGCACUUUCGACAUCCUACCAUUUAGUCUUAUUACCUUUUACCUCUGACCGACAGUUCGCACUGCCGCCAACCAAACUAUCGAGACGCCAGAGUGAGCCAAUCACUUCUUCGCUGCACCCCCUCCUUUAUCCAUCCUCCUUUCUGCCGUGGCUAGACAGGCAGUCGAAAAUUGUCAUUCACAACCCUAUAUAGUUGGCAGAGGGUGCUGAUAAGGUACCAAGGAUGUUGGGCUGACGGAAUGUCAACAUAAUAUCGUUGGCAGGUCCUCGAUUCUAGAACCUGGGCGCUUCUUCGGGUUUAAGGGCGCAAAAAGGAUAGUGACGAGGGUGGAAGGAGGUGCUAAGAAAAGCACAAUCUAACCGCCUGGCAGUUGAAAGCUGAUAGAAAGAUUCAUAAUGGACGGACAACGUCAACAGUAUAUUCCUGGAGCUCCCAUGGGAACCCUUCCUCAGGGUCAUAUUCCCUUUCCUCCUCCUCCGCCUCGAACUCAACCCUCCCAUGGCAUCACUCUACCGCCGCCGCCAGGACCUCCACCAACCUCAUCAUAUGCGCUCCAGGGGAUGCAGCAGAACUGGCCGAGACAAGGGAUGAACCAACAAUAUCCGCCCCCGCCCCCGAUAAUGCCAGUAAACCACGCCCAAAACCAGCAUUUAGCAGCGUAUCAACAACAACGAAAGCAAGGAUCCCUUUCUAUACAGCCCACCAUGAGCGCUGAUGACCCGCCUCUUACGUCUGCCACUUACAUCCCAGGAAGAGGGACAUUUGGUCCGGGUGUAGGAAUUCCGCCUCUUGUUACGCACGAGUCUCAUUUUCAGUUCGGCGGCCGGGAUCCUUACCCUUAUCAACAGCAUCAAGAUUUCGGAACCUUCAGACAACAAUAUUACAAACAACAACAGCCAAAUGAAGGGAUAGCUCAGCAUCACCUGGCUCAAAGACCAUAUCAACUAUCGAUACCCCAAUCCGCCCAACUAGACUCGAUCAAUACUGGACAAUUGACCAUGACAACAUAUAACUCCAAUUCCCAGGCAAAAUUACCUCUCUCUGAUACGCAACAACAUACCAACCAAAUGUCGAACAAUGCUAAUGCACCGCAAUCCAAUGGAACCACACCUCAUGGGGAUGCAGAAAAAUGGCCGUUGGAUCGGGUGUUACUCUGGCUAGCUAACAAUGGCUUUUCGCAAGACUGGCAGGAGACAUUCAAAGCAUUAGAUCUAAAAGGGUCUACAUUUCUCGAGCUGGGCUCGAGGGGCAACCUUGGCAAAAUGCAUCAAGUUGUAUACCCUCAACUAGCAAAGGAGUGUGUCAAAAGUGGGACCGGAUGGGAUCAUACCCGCGAGCGGGAAGAAGGGAAACGUAUGUGUAAGCUCAUUCGGCGGAUUUCUAGUACCCUUGGGUCUGACACCGGCGGACAUGGGCGGUAUUACGAAAAUGCGGCUUCACACAGUGCAUCCACAGAUGGCGGGAUAGAAAACUCGCCCAAUUUAAACCGGGAACCUAUGUCAGCUGUAUCGAACAAUGUUGCCUCCGAAAACAGCCCUGGUCCCCAGUUUGCUGAAGUUGACACAUCGAAUAUUGCACAAAGACAGUAUUCAAGUCAACAUAUGACUGUUCCGAACGCUGACACCGCGACAAAUGAUGGUAGUGGACAUGAUGGUACCCUUCGUCGAAAGCAGAGUCCAUCAAUUUCAAGUGACACCGGUUUCCCACCUCCGACAUACUCCGAAAGUAAAUCGCACGCUAAUAGCCCUGCCGCUCAAUUUGCAUCUCUUUCUUCUCCCAGUCAUCACAAUAAACGCAAUAGUUCUGACUCAACUAUGAGCCGUGGCUUAUCUUCUCAGGGUGGGACUGCUCCCAACGGUCCGAAUUCCUCUAUUCGGACCAGCAUCGGUGCUGCACUCGGAGACUGGCGUACUGGACACAACUCCUCUCCGCAAGAACAGCAGAAACAAGUGAAUGAGACUCCCCAUACUCAGGGCAAAAGUCUGUUCCAUAUAUUUAGGAAAAAGAACAACCAUGAGAGUCAUCAUCAAUUCUCCGACGAGAUGUUUGAUUCCCCAACAAGCCCGGGGGUAGACGUCCGCAAUACUCCCCCUUUUGCCACUUCUUGUCAGGUACCAUCGACUGUACCAAAUUACGACAAACCUCGAGGGCAAUCGUGGGGUAUACCACCACCUUCACCGGCCAAGAAAUUUGUAUUUGGAACAGUUGACGGAUGGAACUUCCGCUUGAUUGACGUUUCCGAUGUUGAUGCUGCUGAUUCACUCCGGGCACUCAUCUGCAAUAGUGUCGGUAUCAAAGAUCCCGGAAGCGCUUUGAUUUACCUCACUGAGCCCGGUCAGAUCAUGCACGAAGAACCCCUCAGUGACACUAUGCUUGUUGUCAAUCGUCGUGCCAGAUCCGACCACCUAGGUAGUUUGAAGUUCUUCAUCCAGAGCAUUGCCAUGCCACCAUCAGCGGGUUUAGGGGUCACUUUUGAACGAUCAGUGAACGGUUACAGAGUCCCAUUGGAUAUGGCUGAAGAUGACAGUGCAACUCGAGUUUCUACAGCACGACGGGUCACUCCAGCGGAGAGAUCCCAGAAUGGCUUAUCCACCACAAGUGUCUUUCCAACUCCUAACGGAGGCCAGGCCUCUCACCCGAACUUUUUGUCUGACCAAGAAAAGGAGGUCCUCAUACAACGUGCGCACGAACAGCAUCUCCGCGAUGCCGAACGUAAACAGAAGGCUUAUCUUGAAUCCCGGAAGGAUAAGAUACAACGAACAGAAAUUACUACUGGAAAUACUGCUGUUAGUAUCAAGGGCGACCGUGUUAUCGAUUUCAACGCUCCCCGAACUUCUCCAUAUGAGGAUAAAAGACAAGAGACUCUGAUUCCGUUGCGCAAGCCACCACUAGCCCCAUCUGAGUCGAAUACCCUCACUAAAGUCAACUCCCUUAGCAAGAAACCUGAGGAUCUCCGGAUGAGGAAUUCAAAGGAGUUCCAGCCAGAUUUCCACAGGCAAGCUUCCUCAGAUGCAAAAUCCAGUUCUCCAGGGAUUGGCUUUGGUCUAGGGGCUGCUUUGGCGAGUGUUGGAAAGAUGUCAGGAGUAAUUGGCACACCUAUGGGAUCAUCUACCGUUCCCAGCCAUACUGCUGACAGUGCAGUGAGGACAGAAUCUCGCCUCUCUGAGUCUGGUGCCAUAUCACCAGGUACAGCUAAAUUUUCCGAGAAAGAUGGACUCUCAAAUGUGCCGGUUCGUAGUGAAAAUGUCGAAAGAGAUAAUGAUAACGUUGUUCGAAACCCUGUCAGCGAAUGGACUAGCCAACCAGAUGAGCGUCCUGCUGCAUCAUCAGAUUCUACGCUGCCAUCAAAACCAACACUACAAACCCGAAAGUCUUAUGGUCCUGAUUUCGAUUUCCAGGAAUCUACCGUUCCGUUUGCCAAAUCUCCCUUACCACAAGAGGAUUCGGAUGAAGACUCUGAUUCUGGCCUUUUCGCCAAACCUAUAGCACGACCGGCCCCUCCCCAGGCUAAGAGGAAACCGGUUGCAAGCAGCUCUAAAAUCGAGGAACUGAAACCGACUUUGAAGGUUAAUACAGAGCCUAGGUCUUUCAAGGGUCGUUCUGUGGCAUUCAAAUCACCAACCACGGCAGGAGCCUCUGGGGGGAAUUUCCCAGCAAGUUCCAUGUUCGAUGGAACUGAAAAUCAGAAUUCCGCUGAUGCUGACACAAGCAACCCAUCUACGGAUGAUCGCGAUUACGACAGACGACGUGAAUCAUUCGUCAGGGACGAUAUUUGGGCAAGCAGACCACCUGUGGAAGGGAUGAUUGAUCAUCUAGACGACUUUUUUCCGGGUGUUGACCUAGAUGAACCUUACCUGGAUGGGAAUGCCCACUCUCCGCCUUUAUCACCUUCCGGGCCAUCCUCUCGGGAUGAAGCAGAACCGGAUGCAACAGAUAUCAGUGCCGCUACAACACAAGUUACUGGUACGACGACGGGAUAUCCAACCAUGACGGAUGUUCCAGAUGUGCUGGGGUCAGCAGAAUCAACACUCAAAGCAAAGAGAAUACCAAGUACCGUGGCGCACCGGAACUUGUCACGCUCAGGAGGAUUGAACAGAAUGAAAUCUAUUCGUGAAGUAGCAAAGGGAGCCCAUCAAGUGAACCGACACCAGAGUAUACAAAACAAGGGUGCAGCUGCUUCUGGGAUCCUUCGAAGGAAGAGUACCAAAAUGUUUGGUGCAAAAAUAAUGCAAAUUAGCCCAAAGCCAGGGACACGAUUAAGUGAUUUGGACCCAAUACCACAACAAGCCUCUGCAAUAAUACAACAAGGGAAAUUUCCGCAGCGUCAACCUACUUUCCGUAUCAUCAGGGGUCAACUGAUUGGAAAAGGAACAUAUGGAAGAGUUUAUCUGGGUAUCAACGCCAAUACUGGUGAAAUUUUAGCCGUGAAACAGGUAGAGGUGAAUCAAAAAGCUGCCAAUUAUGACAAAGACCGCGUUAAAGAGCUGGUUGCUGCCAUGGAUCAAGAGAUUGACACCAUGCAGCAUUUGGAACAUCCUAAUAUCGUUCAAUACCUCGGAUGCGAGCGAGGGGACCUUUCGAUAUCGAUUUACCUUGAAUAUAUUCCCGGAGGUAGUAUUGGAAGUUGUCUUCGAAAACAUGGGAAGUUUGAAGAGAGUGUUGUGAAAUCCUUGAACCGCCAAGUGCUAAGUGGUCUUGCUUAUCUGCAUGACCAGGGAAUUCUUCAUCGAGAUCUAAAAGCUGAUAACAUCUUGCUUGAUCUCGACGGUGCAUGCAAAAUAUCUGAUUUUGGUAUCUCGAAGAAGAGUGAUAACAUAUACGGUAAUGAUGUUACCAAUUCCAUGCAGGGUUCCGUUUUCUGGAUGGCUCCGGAAGUAGUUCAAUCCCAAGGCCAAGGGUAUAGCGCCAAAGUUGACAUCUGGUCACUUGGCUGUGUGGUCCUGGAGAUGUUCGCGGGUCGACGUCCAUGGAGCAAAGAAGAAGCUAUCGGAGCAAUUUUCAAGCUGGGGAGCUUAAACCAAGCACCUCCUAUUCCCGAGGACGUUGCACUUGCAAUUGAGCCCGCUGCUCUUGCAUUCAUGUAUGACUGUUUCACGAUCGAUACUUUUGACCGUCCAACUGCCGAAACUUUGUUGUCACAGCACCCAUUCUGCACGGUUGAUCCAAACUUUAAUUUCCUUGACACCGAGUUACACGCCAAGAUCCGACAUGUCCUUUAA